ACCCUUAUGAAAAUCUAAAAAAAAUCCCCUGGCAACCGUCGGUAAACCAGAUCCCCCGAUGGAAAAAUACACACUCACACAUAAUAAGGCACAGCUCGUUACGGCUUUCGACACAUCGAAAAAGCGCGCGUUCCGCUGGCUGCACCCCCGGCGGCCGCACGCGUCUCGCAUCCUGUGCCGGUGCGCUGCACGCAGAGAAGAACGAACGCAAGGAAGGCAGCUCCUGGAGGGGCGCGAGACCACUCGGCUUUUCGCUGAGAGACUUUCCAGCUCAGUUCGACACGCGCUCGCGGCCAAAAUGCCCAACGAAGUCUUUCCAAGGCUUUACUCUGACGAAUUCAGUCAAUUUACUCGCUCGUGUGAUCGUGCUUAACCAGAAGCAUAUUUAUCUGAAUGCGAGUGAUUUUAGCAGUGAGUGUUUGGGUAUACACAGCAGGUAUCGAGGUAUCCGGCUUUUCACGUUUGGUUUGACGCGCACCGCCGCCGGUUUUGAUACAGCGCUUCCGGGGCUGGUGCAUCGCUGCCGCGAAGACCGACCGCUGAUUCACAACUUAUAUGGAAAUGUAGCGUCCCGUUUCUGGGCGAGCGAGUAAGAAGUGGAGAAAGCAAGCGCAAAGGAGCGAGCGAUUAUGCACGAUGGGUGAGCCACCCGAGGGUGGAGGCUCGCCGAAGUUGUGGCUUGGCGCCUUGUUGCUGGCGCUUCUGCUUCUGUGGCCGAGUACCACUGGCGCCCAGGAGUAUGGUUGUCCACCGCAGGAGAAGAUCCUGCCCUGCAGGUGCUCGACCCGCGACAUGGAGUUUCAGAUAUGGUGUAGCCACAGCGAGCUGCCCCGGGUCCUCGAGGGUCUCAAGGCGGUUAGUCGCUACGUCAGCCACCCGGUGGACGAGCUUAUCCUCGAGAACAACAACCUGCCGAGUCUACCGGGCCACGUGUUCGCCAGUCUUCGCGUCCUGAGACUGAUGCUCCGAAACAAUCGGCUCGAGCGUGUCUCUUCUGGCUGGCUCGAGGGUCUGCACGAUUCUCUGCUGGAGCUGUUUCUCGUGGAGCCGGAUCUGAGGUCUCUGCCCAUCGACAGCUUGGAGAACCUACAGGGACUCGAGGCCGUGACGCUGCAGAGUAAACUCAUGAAACGUUUGCCUAGUUUCAGCGGUCUCUCGAAGCUCCGCUACCUGCAGAUAAAUUCCCCGGGUCUGCUCGAGUUGACCCCGCGCAACUUCCGCGAUCUGCCUUCUCUCGAGCAGUUGCACGUCUUUGGCAGCCCAAAGCUGGCGCGGCUCGAAGCAGGUCUCCUGCGCGACCUGCCUCGGUUGCAGCUGAUCAACGUCAGCGACUGUGGCCUGCACUGGAUGCAUCCUCGCGCCCUUAUCAACCUGUCUGAGCUGAAGGAGAUCGCUUUCGUUGGAAACUCGAUACAGGACGCCACGAUGGUGGGAAGAGCUCUGAUGGAUCUUCCAUCUGUUUCGGUGCUACAGCUGGAUAGGAACAGGAUCGUCAGACUAGGCGAAGGCUCGUUCGUGGAUCUGCCGAUUCUGGCAAGACUGUCUAUGAGCUUUAACAGAAUCACCGAAAUAUUUCCAGGUGCCUUCCAACGCGUGCCGCAGUUGCGCACCUUGAAUCUGAACCACAACCGCAUCCAUCGUAUCCACCCCGAGUUCUUCCCUCAGCGCAGUCGCGAGGGUAAUGGCCUCGAGGAGAUCUGGCUGAUGGACAACGACAUCAGCCACGUCUCCGAGAUUCGCUCGGUUCUCGAGGCCCUGCCGAGACUCAAGUUCCUCGAGGCCAGUUUCAACCAGAUCCAGGAAAUACAGUAUGGAGCCCUCAGAGGACACUCCAGUCUCGAGAGACUGCAUCUCGACUACAACAGGCUAAGCUUCUUGCAGAGGGACGUCUUUGGGGGUAUGCCGGCGCUGAGGGAACUCAGGCUCAGGAACAACUCGUUAACCAAUUCGCCAGACGCGCCUUUCUGGGAUCUGCCAGCCUUGAAGGGCUUGGAUUUAUCGGGAAAUUUUUUCCGUCAUAUCGAACCACGUUUAUUGGCUAACUUGCCAAGUCUGCGGCGGCUCGAUUUGAGCGAAAAUGCAAUCGCGCUAGUGGAGCCCGAUGCCUUUCUGAACUCGCCGGCCUUGGAGCACGUGAACAUGUCAGGAAAUGCUCUCUCCGUACUUCACCCGAUGACGUUCCGGCAUUUGACCAAUUUGUACGAGCUCGACGUUGGCUGGAAUCGCUUGCUCGAAAUAAUUCCCGGCUUGCCGCGCAACAUAGAGCAUCUGCAUCUACCGAUGAACCGCAUAGUUGCCCUUCCCACGUCCCUCAGUUCCGACUCCUUAGCGCUUCCUCUUUUGCGUUCUCUGGACCUGAGCGCCAACGGUAUCGAGCACAUUCCAGCAGGUGCCUUGUCCGGCCUUCCGAGCUUGCGCAAGCUUAAUUUGGGCUUCAACGCGCUGACCGCUGUCGAGGACGGCUGCUUCGAGGGUCUCACCAGACUCGAGCAGCUCGACCUCAAGUACAAUAGAAUUGGACAACUGCAGGGACGAUGCUUCCGACCGUUAAGGAGUUUGCUGGAUCUGAGCUUGAGAGGAAACAGACUGGAGGUCAUCAGGCCCGAUGUCUUCCAGGAUAACAUGAGAUUGCAGAAACUAGAUAUCAGCAGGAAUAAUCUGGCGCAGAUUCCGCAUGCCACCUUCACGUUCACAAGAGAGCUUCGCGAGCUUUACGCGUCGCACAACGCUCUGCCGGAACUGCCAAGUUCGUUGCACGGGCUCGAGCAGCUGCAGAUCCUGGACUUGAGCUUCAACCAACUUCAAGCUCUGGCACCAGAGACUUUGAGCAGUCUCACGAACUUACUGGAGCUCAAGUUGGUGCGAAACAGGAUACGAGAGCUGCGGGAGGGUGCCUUCGAUCGACUUCCUCGACUGGCUCUCGUCGAUCUGGAGAACAACGACCUGGCUCUGGUGGAACGCAACGCUGUCAGGGCGUUGCCCGAGCUGCAGGCGCUCAGGCUCGGCAAGAAUCGUAUCCAGAUGAUCCCCAGUGGCGCGUUUUCGGAGCUUCCGAUGCUGCAGAGUGCCGAGCUCCAAGAGAACCGGAUCCACGAGAUCGCCGGAAACGCUUUCAUCAACGUGCCUCACUUGCUCUUCCUGAAUCUCAGCCACAAUCUCCUGACCAGCCUCGAGCACAUGGGUCUCGAGAGCUUGAGAUCUCUCGAGGUCCUCGAUCUCAGCGACAACCGCAUCACUCGUGUCUCCAGCGAGAGUCUGGCUGCCAUGGAGUGGCUCGUCGAGCUCAAGAUGGACAACAAUCGGAUCUGCGCGAUCCAGGGCUCGCCGUUCGACGACAUGCCCAGACUUAGGGUACUGAGUUUGAGGAGCAACAGGAUGGCUUCCGUCUCGGAGAAUGCUUUCAAGAGACUUAGAUCCAACAUCGCCGUGUUGGAUAUCGACGGCAACCCACUGUCUUGUUCCUGUGGGAUGCUGUGGCUGCGAGGUUGGCUUCAGCAAGCUUCUACCGAGGGUCCACGUUGCGCGGACGGCUCUCUCUUCAAGGAGAUCAGAUUGUCCAAGCAGGACUGCCAGCGAGAGCGGCAGCUUGAGCCAGUGCAUCCGGGUUGCGAGUCUGAGGGAAUCGUCGGUAUGGCGUCUUCGUCCAGUUCGCCCUAUCCAGCGCAAAACACAGAUUCCCAGCAUCAAUCUUGGAUGAAUAUAAAGAAUCCGUCGCGACUGCCCGCAGACUCCGAUUACGCCUACGACGACUACGAGGACUAUCCCCAGGAGUCGAGUAACUCGAGCGGCGGUGACCUUUCCAAUUUGCUGCAGAGUAACAGUCUGGCGUCUCUGCCGCCGCCGUCGAUGUCAUCAGUGGUCAUCGUCACACCUCAAGCUAUCGGCCAGAACGUCGAGGUUUCGAGGACUCCGAGUCCGUCCAAGAGUCUCAAUGGGAAGAACAAUACUGUGCCAGGGAAGAGAAAUCCUGGUAUACCACCUUCGCCCAGCAGUUCCGGGUUCACGUUCUUCGGAGUGCCGCUACCCAGUCUCAGCUUCAGUCUUUGGGGUAACACCGGCAAGAAGGCAGACCGCAAAGAUGACCACACCGGUAGCCCAACCUCGAGCUCUACCGCUUCCGCGUCUUCCUUCCCCUCGAGUUCGAAUUCGCCCUUAUCGUCAGCUCGACCAGGCCGAGGACGUUACCGCAACUUCCCACCAACGGAGCCGGAGAUUCACCGCGGAGGCUUUGUUCCCCUGCCUCGAGGCCAGGGUGGUUUCGUGCCCAUCAUAGACCCUCGCAUCGAGCAGCAGCGACUCGCUAAUAACGCCUCCAAAAGAUUUAACAAGGAAAACGAGAGUGGCAGUAAAGUGCUGCACGAACGCAAGAAUAUCAAGACCACGAAUUACACCCUGGGCAAAGUGGAGAGGACAACUGGACCGCUCACUACCGGUGUGAACCACUCGAAUUCGAAGAGCACCAGACCGCGUAACCCGAUCCGAGACCGCGAGGAGCAGCUCGCAAAGUCCCCCACGAGUUACAUCCACAAAGUUCCAAAGAACUCGACUACGACAUCCACGACCACGGCCAGCACUUCAACGGCUCGCGAUUCUUUCGUCGAGGCAGACGAGACGCUGGUCUCAACCGAAUUCUACAGUACUCGUGACAGCGAGGAAAGCGUCGAUAAGGGCAGUUCAGAAAUGGCAAGCAGAAUCGUCUGGACAACGCCCAAAUCGAAAAACAACGGUACCACAAGUAGAACCACUACCAGUACCAUGAUGAAGGAGACCGUCACUGCUGCAGUUGAGGUCUUUCCGUCCAAGAGGAUGAGCAGCGGUACGAAGGAUGCUGGAGAGAAACAGAAGAUUACGAGCAGCACGACGAUUAUGAAUUUCGUGACUCCGGAAAUCAUCACAACGGAAAAUGCAAAUAUUAUGCAAGAGAUACCAAUGGAACAACCCCACACGACACUGAAAACUCUACAUGUGCAAACCCCGGAAAGCUCGAGUUCGGUACCCCAAGUGUCUCGAAGUAUGGAGGCAUCAGCCCUUUCGGCAUUGUUGGUACCGGGCGGUCAGAUUCCUCCCGUCGCCGUGUCGGGUAGUAACAUCCGUCCACUCGGUCGUCCGACCAUCACCAAAGUGCCGUCUCCUUACUUCGAUCCAAACGGCGGUGAAGUUGACAUCGAGCAGGACAAAGUGACGAACGAGAAGGUGGACAAGUUGCUGUCGAAGGAAGACAACCAUCUGAGCGGCUCGUCCCUCGACGAGGCCGUCAAACUCAUCGAGGAUAGCGACUUCAACUGGUACUUCCAGCAUUACAACGACACGGAUCUGGAGCCUUACGUGGGAAUCGUUUACGGAGGCAGUCUGGCGUCUUCGUCGGGAUGCGUCUGGCGAUUUACCAUCCUGUGCAUGCCGUCUUAUUAUCUGAUUCGAUACUUUUUUUGAGACUCGGCACUGAAGUUUUUGAGGAUCAAGUGUGUUGAAGCUUUGUUGGUCGGUAGCUUGUAGACAAAGCAAUUUGAAAAACUAUAAUAGAAAAGAUUUGAAGCAACCUGGUGCGACUGCAGUAACAAUAAAUUAAAGAGGCUUUAAUAUUUAUUUCCAAAGACGAAUGAACCAAAUGAAUUCAAUUAGCUGGAUGUGAGUUGCAAAAUUUUACUGAUUAUCCGGUCUCUCAUCAUUACAUAAUCAAACAUUAUAGAUAUCAGUCUAUUAGAAACAGGCAAAAGUUUUGCAGUGAAAUACUAGUUGUAGAUUUUAGUAUAAAUCAUUGAUUGGUUGCAAUUUUCACUGCAGGUAUACAUUUUUGUUAAAGUAUUAUCAGCUGUAAUAUAAACUUUUAAAAGUAAGUAUGUUAUUGUUUUAUUAACAAGUUUAGUGCACUGAUUAGAAAAAAACUUUUAUUAAUAGCAUUAUGUUCUUGGAAAAUUCAAACACUAAUAAAUAGAAGUAAUUAUGAACUACAAAAUUCUUACUGCACUAUACACGUUAAUCAAAUUAAGAAGAUAAAAAAUUUAAUAGAUGUUUUUUUUUUCAAGCGGUUGCAAAAUUCUAGUUGAGUAUAGUAUUUUAUCAGUGUAAGAUUUCACAUCGUUAUUUUAACGAUGAAAUUGCUUUGCAUGUUUCAUUAUAUUUUGUAAAAUAUAAAAAUGCUUUCUUUCUGAAAAUUAUUUUAAAUCAAGGGUCGAAUUAUCGAUUCUCCCUUGUAAAUGUGUUAAAUAAAAGAAAAUUAUAAUAAAGAAACAAAGUGGCGAUUUCAAAAUACAUAUUAAUCUCCUUUACUUAUGUGAGCACAAAAAACCGUUUUACCGUUUAAAACAAGUCUUCUUCAUUUUAGUAUAAUAUAAUAGUGAAUAUUAGUUUCGCAGAAUACUUAUUUCUACAGCGAAAAUCUUCCAAUAUUUCCAUCCAAUAAAUUGCUCGAAGAUUAAUCGUGCAGUAGGGUUUUUGCAUUCAGGGAUACACUGCAUAUAACACAGCUUUUAAAAAACAACGUUGAUCUGUACAAAUAUUGUGACGAGACUUAAUUCUAUAUCCACCUGGUUUGCACAGUCGAAUUUAUAGUUAGCAGUACUUAAAGGUGUGCAAAUCAUGCGAAAAA
Nasonia vitripennis (jewel wasp) is the source of this 6586-nucleotide messenger RNA. RefSeq names its product protein artichoke (gene atk). The transcript has 15 exons. Bases 637 to 5430 code for a protein of 1597 amino acids. The record is from RefSeq and is a predicted model, not a curated record. Gene Ontology annotation, molecular function: protein binding. NCBI's taxonomy places the organism in Eukaryota, Metazoa, Arthropoda, Insecta, Hymenoptera, Pteromalidae.